CCCUCGUGGCGAGAGCUGAAGAGGGAUGUGACAAGGACUUCUAGAUUUAGACUGAAUCCUGCUCCCAACUACAUAUAAGCUGUCCUUUGAAUCUGCAGAAUGCCUCCAACUCUAACCAACACCAGUUCAUCUGAUUUGAUUUCCCAGCCCUUGAGGGAACCCCAAGUGAUGAUUUCCAUAGCCAUCUUCAGCCUCACUUUCUUGCUGGGACUGCCAGGCAAUGGGUUGGUAUUCUGGGUGACUAGACUGAAGAUGAAGUGUACAGUCACUACAGUAUGGUUCCUCCAUCUCACCAUGGCUGACCUCCUCUGCUGCCUCUCUGUGCCAUUCUCCCUCAUUCAUGUGAUCCUCCAGGGGCAUUGGCCCUAUGGUUGGCUCUUAUGCAAGCUCAUCCCUUCCAUAAUCGUACUCAAUAUGUUUGCCAGCGUCUUCCUACUGACAGCCAUCAGUCUUGACCGUUGUGCUGUAGUGCUCCAACCAGUAUGGUGCCAGAAUCAUCGCACUGUGAGGAUGGCCUUCAUCUUCUGUGCAGGCAUCUGGGUCCUGUCUUUUGCAAUGUGCAUGCCUGUGUUUUUGUACCGGGAAACCUUUACUGAGAACAACUGUACUGUGUGUACCUACAACUUUGAGGAACACAAUUCACAAGCUUAUAUUUACUUUAGCCCUAACCUUGUAAAAGAAGGCUCACUCGAGAACCCUUCUACAUCUGAGUUGACUGGGACAAUAGAAGAUAUCUUACAUCCUUCAUCUUCCAGAAGAGAUGUUUAUCUCUGGCCUUCUACUACCACUGCUAUACCUAGAACUUCUAAUGUUUUCUUCUCUACCAAGGUCAAUGGAGAUCAUUCUGGAGGUGCAUUCACUGUAGAUUCAGUUAACUUAUACAGUCAUCACCCCUUUUCUGAUUUGUCAGAACUACCAGAGAAAUUUCCUCAUGCUGAAUCACCAAGGAUUCCUAUGGUUUUACCUGAAUUUAGCAAUAAUGAUUCCAGUACUGAUACACUGAGAAACUCUGAUGUCCUACCCUAUGACAAUGCAGGAGCUUUUCCCAGGGCUUCUAGCAAUCCUUUAGAUAUACCUGCUGAAGUGACAGAAGAUUUCUUGGAUUUUAUUUAUAACUAUGAUUUCAGUGAGAACCAACUGUCAACAACCUUGGUGGCAAUCACAGUCACAAGAUUGGUGGUAGGCUUCCUUCUGCCCUUCAUCAUUAUUAUCAUCUGUUACACCCUUAUCAUUUUUCGUUUAAACAAAAAUCACUUUGUGAAAUCUAGAAGCAAAACCCUGAGAGUGUCUAUAGUGGUCAUAGUUACCUUUUUUGUCUGCUGGACUCCAUAUCACAUUAUUGGGGUCCUGUCCCUGUUUGCAUCUCCAUUUACUCCACUUGGGAAGGCAGUGAUAGCAUUGGACAACCUCUCCAUUGCACUGGCAUCUGCCAAUAGCUGCCUUAAUCCUCUGCUCUAUGCCUUCAUGGGGAAGGAUUUUAGGCAAAAAACACGACAAUCCCUACAGGGCAUUCUAGAGGUUGUCUUCAGUGAAGAUCUCAUUCAGUCUUCUAGCUGUCCCCAGAACAAAACCUCAUUGACUCAAGACAUUGUCAGCACAGCUGUGUGAGAAGAUGGGGUAGUGACACCCCACAGCCCCAGUAAGGCUAUGUCCUAGGGCAUGUUUCAAAGUGGAUGAUGUCAUGGUUGUCUAGGAGAUUUGGAAUAGAAUUGGAUGGUUAGAGGGAACCAUGAGAAAUCGUUUCAGGUGCUAGGUGCAAAAUGCUAAGGACCCAACCCAUAGAGGUUAGUUUAGUUUUGAAAUUUAAUCGGCUCAGGAAACACAGGUUUUAGCUAUUGAGGGAGCUUCCUCAAUAAAUACUCAAGAACUUCCUGAGUACAAAAACAUCCAGAACAUAAGGGCCUGGAGUCUCUCUUUCAGGUUUCUGCCCACAGACCAGCAGCAUUAUUAACACCAGCACAUCAGAGCUAUGCUUAUAUGAGUCAAAGUUAUAUCCUGCCCAAAGGGCUAUAAAAAUGUGCACACCCUUUGACCCAGCAAUAGCACGUCUAGGGCUGUAUCCCAAAGAGA
Molecule: messenger RNA, 2070 nt
Organism: Vombatus ursinus (common wombat)
Lineage: Eukaryota; Metazoa; Chordata; Mammalia; Diprotodontia; Vombatidae
Gene: C3AR1
Product: complement C3a receptor 1
Exons: 2
Coding region: 100-1608 (502 amino acids)
Biological process (GO): complement receptor mediated signaling pathway; positive regulation of cytosolic calcium ion concentration; chemotaxis
Cellular component (GO): plasma membrane
Molecular function (GO): complement component C3a receptor activity; complement component C5a receptor activity; G protein-coupled receptor activity
Source: RefSeq, a predicted model, not a curated record